Scylla paramamosain (green mud crab) is the source of this 1525-nucleotide messenger RNA. RefSeq names its product 2-iminobutanoate/2-iminopropanoate deaminase-like (gene UK114). Gene Ontology annotation, molecular function: deaminase activity. The transcript has 5 exons. The record is from RefSeq and is a predicted model, not a curated record. NCBI's taxonomy places the organism in Eukaryota, Metazoa, Arthropoda, Malacostraca, Decapoda, Portunidae. Gene Ontology annotation, cellular component: cytosol; mitochondrion. The coding region runs from base 162 to 572 and encodes 136 amino acids.
UACCGAUCGUGUGUGUGCGGGAGACGUUGGGAACACUGAAAGGCACAGCAGACGCAGAAUAAAGUGAGCAGACGCCGGUGGCUGGUCGUGGGCAGUGGUCGCCUCAUCAAGAAAGCUUUGUCUCUGUGUACUGCAUUGUCAUCGGUAGAGUUAUAUUCAGAAUGGCGUCCAAGGUGAUCAGGAAGGUAGUGUCGAGUGCCAAGGCUCCUGCUGCCAUCGGGGCGUACAGCCAAGCAGUGCAGGCAGGCAACACUCUUUACAUCUCAGGCCAGUUGGGGCUUGAUACAGCCACCCUGAACCUCGUGAGUGAAGAUGUGGUGGAGCAGACUCGCACAGCCCUCACCAACAUGGGGCACAUACUGGAGGCUGCAGGCUGCACGUACAAGCACGUGGUCAAGACAACUGUACUUCUAGCAGACAUCAAUGACUUUGCAAAAGUUAACGAGGAAUAUUCCAAAUUCUUCACUGAGUCCAAGCCUGCUCGAGCUGCUUACCAAGUGGCCAACCUACCCAAGGGUGGACGUGUGGAGAUCGAAGCCAUAGCAAUUGUAGGAGAGUUGGAUGCACAGUAAGGAGCAGUGCCAGCAACUAUCCCAACAGCUGUGCUGAUAACUACCCCAACUGUAAUCUUGCUACCAUACCACUGUCGCCUUCACAUACUCUAUUUUUUCCCUUUAUCUUUUUUCCUGACUGGCCAUUUUCCAAACAUUGUGGCACUUGAGAAAAAGCAGAAUAUAGGAAUCUAUUUAAAUGCAAAGACAGUUAAAUCCAUUGCUCAAUUAUUUCAUUUUAGAAUAGUUAUAUUUUUAUUUUUUUUCUUAUUAUGUAAUUGCAUUGCACAAUUAUUUAUUUUAAACUUCUUAACUUUUUUAUAGUAUGUAAUCCUAAAGAGACUGGAAAUCUCAGCUCAGUUUUAUUGCCAAUUAUUUAGCCUUACAGAAUGUUGAAAAGAUUUUAUUUGUAUGUGAUAAAACAAUGCAUAAUAUUACAAAGGGCAUUUUUGUUACAGUUGUUCCUUAUGAUGCAUUAUGGAUGGUCUUAAAAUAUAAAAGCAGUAAAGUAUAUUUUCAAUGAUGUACGAGUAUGUACAUAGACUUAGAUAUAUCUGUGAUGCUGCAUGUCCUGUAACACAACAGGGUAACUAAUGGUACUUUGAAGCAUCUAAUACAAUAUGUUAGGAAGAAAUGGCAAAAGUUCUGGUGUUUGCCCAUUGAGGUUAUAGACAGAACCAUUAGUCAUUAUAUUUAUAAAAACACUACAAGUGGCUUAAAAUAGAACCUCACUUUAAUGUUACCUUAUGCUGGCACAUCUUAAGGUAUAAGAUAUCCCGAAUAAACCAGUACAAGUCUUCCUAUAGUGUGUAAUAUUUCAAUAUUUGGAUUUAUUGUGCCAGCUCCAGUAGUGUCAUGGAUUCCAUAUUAUUUUUUUAUUUAGUAUUUUUCUCCAUUUGUGCAGUUAGAGGGAACUAUUGCACUGCAAUUAUAGUGCUUCACAGUAAUGAUGAAAUAAAUGUUUGAAUAAUAAA